AUGCGUUCGUUAAAUUCAAAAACUGAUAACGAUGAAAAAGCACAAACCGAAUUUUCAACAGGUCAAGAUAGAAUGAACUCGGAGGAAUAUUCAACAUCUUAUGACGACAUUAUCGUGAAACCUUAUAUUGGCUUACGUGCAAAACUAUCUACUGCAUGGAUUGCAUAUCCAAUUAUUUCUUUAUUUUUUAUCGCUUUCCGUCUUUUAUCAGCGAUGAGUUCUAUUAAUCCACUUGUAGAUGAUAUUAAACAAACUGCAUUGAGGACAUGUGAUGCGUUAGAAGUUGCAACAUCUACGAUGACUUCUUUACCACACUAUAUGGCCGGUGGAUUUAAUCGAGCAACCGUUGAAGGUGUUAAUUUAACAAUACAGGGUGCCGCACGAAUAUUGGACCUUGCCAUCUUAGCGUUAGAGGGUAUAAUUAUAUGGAUAAUCGAUACCUUUCGCGAUACUUAUCGAUGUUUAUUGGUAUUCGCUAUUCGUGGCUCUAUCGCGGCAGUUACUGAUGCGGUCAAUAUAUUGGCACAAUUCACUAAUGGAAAAUUGCAUGAUUUGAAAAGUGAACUUGAUCAACAAGUUUCGUCGGCGAAUUCUGCUCUUGAUAAUGUGCGAAAAGCUAUUCAGGGUGUUGGGUCCUUGGCAAAUAUUAAUGUUAACGUGCCAACAAUUUCAAUUCCGGCUGAAAAUGAUUUGUCGAAUUUCGCUUUUCCAUCAGAUCUCGGACAAGGAUUAGAUAAACUUAAUACUAGUCUUCCAACUAUGGAUGAUAUUGAGCAGAAACUUAAUGAUUUGGUAUCACUUCCUUUCAAUGAUCUUCGAACGGUGAUAAAAAAUUCCAUGUCUAAUAUAAACUUCAAUGACUCUGUGUUGCCUGUCCCACAACCCAAUAAAGUCACUUUUUGCGCGAAUAAUCUCGAUCUCACCAUCAUCGAUAAUAUAGCUCAUGAUCUUAUCAAGGCAGCAUAUAUUGGAUUAAUCAUUUUGUUGAUAAUUGGCUUGCUUCUGAUCGCCGCUAAUGCAGUUUAUAUUUGGUUUUCGCAUCGUCGAUUUAUGAUUCAUGUAGACCGCGUGACGACUACUAUUAGUCUAAUUACCAUUACUCACACUCGUCAUUCCACUAUCGAAUUGAUAAAGAUCGCCGAACAUCCGUUAUUAUCUCGUUGGCUUAUUAAAACUUCGAGACUCUUUAAAAAUAAAAAUCAUCAACAUUUGUAUCGUUGGUUCUGGGAUUACAUACUACAACGGACGGCAAUUGUAUGUCUAUUGAUUGGGAUAAUUGGCGUCUUAGGCAUCUAUCUUCAAAUUGCAUUACUCGACGGCGUGCGAAAUCAUUAUCGGAAACCGCUUGAGGAAACCUUUAAUACAUUCGGUAAUGCUGUGAUGAACUUAAUGAAUUCUGAACUUAAUACGACCUCAAAAGCUUUUGCGAGUGGUAGUAAUAAUGCGAUUUCUGGUGUAGAAAAUGAUAUUAAUCGAAAUUUAUUGGGUUGGGUGAAUACCACUACGACUACUUUGAAUUCCACGCUUAAUACUGCAGUUGAUGACUUGACAUCUUUUAUCACAAACACUUUCAACGGAGCUCCCGUAUUGUUGACAGUCGCACAACAAUUAGUCAAUUGCUUGAUUUUUGUUAAAAUUCGUGGAAUUCAAAAUGCUUUGACUUUCAUUAAAGAUAACGCAUUUAUUGGAUUACCACGAGUGAAUGACACAAUCUUGAUGGUUAGUCCUACUAGGAUGCAAGAAGUUGUUAAUCAAGCGACCGAUAAAUUAAUUGGACCAGAAGACGAUAAUUCUAACGGUGGAGAAAUUGGUAAAUUAUUUGACAAAUAUGAAACGACUCUACGUGCCGAACUUCCACUUUUUUGGAUAUUGAUAGCCGCCUGGGGAAUUGUCGUAUUCAUGGGCUUGAUUCGUGUUUUAUGGUUUAUAAUACGUGAGAAAAGAAACAAUGAUAAAAAUUCUUUCGAUAAUGAUAUUAAUAAUCACCAAUCAAGAGAAAAUGAUAGCAUAAACCUGUCAAAUAUGCAACAAAAAACGAAUUCACCCAACCCUCGAUUUUCAAUGUUAUCCUUGAAUCGUAAUCGUAUUGCUAUCGAGGAACAACCACAAUCAGAAAAUAGAAGUAGCACUGGUUUAAACUUGGAAUCAUAUCCAGUCACCAGAUCUAUCCAACCAACCACAAAACAUAAUCUUUCUGAACAACAAAAAAUCUCAAAAGCAAAGAUAAACGAAGAGAAAUCAACUAUUAGACCACCUCUACCUCCAAAACCAAUCAAAGCAUUGUCAAAAGAUUUCUUGAAUAAUGAAAAGGACAAUGACAAUGACCACAAUAGGCUGCCUCCCCCAUUAAAGCCAAAGCCAAAAAGACUGAUCUUAAACAGCAAUACUUCAUCUUUCACGGACGUAAAUAUUAAUGAAGACAAAAGACCAGAUUCAUCAUCUGAAUAUAUGCUUAAUAACAGUGAUUAUCAGUUUCCAAAACUGCUGGAAAGCAAGCAUCACACCGGAGAAUAUUUAAAAAAGGAUCCGUUUAACAGCCCUUUUGAUGAUUAG
Messenger RNA from Ambispora leptoticha, 2553 nucleotides. NCBI's taxonomy places the organism in Eukaryota, Fungi, Glomeromycota, Glomeromycetes, Archaeosporales, Ambisporaceae. The record is from the annotation of a GenBank genome assembly.